Corythoichthys intestinalis (scribbled pipefish) is the source of this 3551-nucleotide messenger RNA. RefSeq names its product protein shortage in chiasmata 1 ortholog. Gene Ontology annotation, biological process: resolution of meiotic recombination intermediates. The record is from RefSeq and is a predicted model, not a curated record. Bases 107 to 3457 code for a protein of 1116 amino acids. Gene Ontology annotation, molecular function: single-stranded DNA binding; ATP hydrolysis activity. The transcript is spliced from 27 exons. NCBI's taxonomy places the organism in Eukaryota, Metazoa, Chordata, Actinopteri, Syngnathiformes, Syngnathidae. Gene Ontology annotation, cellular component: condensed nuclear chromosome.
ACGGUAAUGAACAAUGAGCGAAUUUAGUCCAAUUUAGGAUCGGACUGGCUUGGCUCGAUCAGGUUUGUUGCCACUUGGGUGUAAAACACCCAAAAGGCACGACGCGAUGUUCCCCUAUGUCACGUUUAAAGCACUAGACUAUGUCUACGAGGCCAGCAAUAGUAUAAAAGUGACGAAGAACUUGUUGGCACUACCCACACCCAACAUAUCUUUCAAAGAGGACCAUUAUCUUCACAGCUGCCCUCCGGUGAAGGUCCCCUUCUGGAUGCCAUGGGUCACAGAGAAGCCAUUCUCCAUCUGCACAUUCAACACUUCUGUUUUAGAUGACCUCAGAAGAAUAGCACAACACAUCAACUCCACGGAAAUACUUGAUGUCCCUGAGAGUAUCAAGCACAAGAUGGAGAACAUAGGGGGCUGUUCUGUCGAAUUAGCAGAGCUUCUCCACCAGAAUGAUGUGUCGAAGCCUACCCGCUUGUGUAUGGAGUCCUUUUUCCAGUUGAAUGUACAGAGGGACCCCACAAGAGACAAUGAUCUGCUCCUGCCAGAAGAAAUCUUGGCUGCCAAUUUUCUACCACAGCUUAAUCAUUUGCCCACCCUCAAGCUCAUGUUGUCUCGGCUGAAGACCAUGUUGGUGGUCGAUCCGCUAAUUACCUUGAAUGAAGUCUUCGUCACACAGCAAAAAAUAUUCAGAUGCCAGAAGAGCUACCGUGCAACUUAUGACGGGCUCAAUGAUGUACAGCAUAUUGCAUGUAUCACAGAGGCGUUUUCCAAAGCGUCACUAACUGAGUCUUUGCUGUUACCCAAGCUUCUGAUACCCAAGAUGACCGUCGAUGCUACCAGCAGCAUGUCAAGCAUUUGUUAUCUUCUGAAUGUUGGUGCUGAACAGCUGGAUGAAAAACUUCCUGACUUGCAAGCUCUUUAUAAAAAUGAAUCAGCUUCAGUGGAAAUUUCACCGUUAUCUUCCGUACAGAGUAUCAGCAAAGAAGACAGGACUGAAGACGAGAUUCCAGAAUGGAUAAUGCAUCCCAAGAAGCUAGAUAUGGUUUUGGUUCCAACUACUGCCGUCACCACUUACUACUGCUGCUGUCUAAGUCUAUGUGAUCUACAGAGGGAAGAAUUGUCUACAGAGGGCCCAAUAUCUUUGGUAUCAGCGGUAGAUAAGAUGGAAGCUGCAGUCUGGAUGGCUGACAAGUAUCCUGACUAUGUGCUAAGCUUCCUUUUUGAAGAACCUGAUUUAGCAGAAGCAGCAUUUGACUUCCAGCCACUGAGAAGAGCCUUGAAGUUGAUAACCCUGCAAAGUGUGGUAGUGGAAAUGGAGACCGAAGAGUGUUUUGGUAGCAUCAAAGAGUCUCUGGAGAAGCUGAGCAUGAAUGUUACUACUCAUGUGGAUGACCAUGUGGUGGAGGGAUUUCAAAAAGUGCCUCCAGAACCUGUUGAAGCCUUCCCAGAUACCAGCUUCCGGUUAAACCUUCAGAAGAGAGAAUGCCAACACAACCCUAGCCCAGGAUGCAGCAGUACAGUUAUUGAAGUCCAAGCAAGUGAAAGUCAGCGUCUGGCUUACUAUGAGUUGCUGUCCUUGGCCCAGCCCUGUCUGUCCUGUUCCAAAGAGCUGGGCCUCCAUGUCCCUGCCUGGAGGGACUUUAAGCACCUGGCACCGGACCAGACGCGCUAUGUGCUCAAACAGCAGGAGGUUGCACUGCGCAGGAGGACGCCAGUGGUGGCAGUAGAUGAGGUGCAGCUGUUCAAUAAGGUGCUUGUCAUCCACAUGCUGGUCAAGGCCAAGGAGCUGCUGUUAAAGUGUCACCUAACAGCUGCUUUGGAGUACCUGAGCAAAGCAAAAGAGAGAUGCCGCGAUAAAGAUCUGCGUCUGCUGUUAAGGAGGCUACAUGUCAUCCUACACCUCAGUUGCCGAAACAGCGAGUCCAACAUCAAAUUGCUGAAAUUGCAGGAUCUGGUGGUGUCAUGGCAGCACGAUGACAAAAUUCUUAUCCUCACAUCACUUAACUAUGACGAGAGCAGCUCUACAAUCAUGCAAUGCUUGAAACAUCUGACGGCUGUAAGUGCCCUUCGUCCCAACAGCAAUAAGGGGAAACUAAUGGCUGCCAGUGUUGUCAGCAGUGUUCAAGACAGUAGGUGCGUGCUUGUGUACGAGCAGCAUCUUGGCCCCGACUUCCCAUGGGAUCUUUUUUCACUGGUAGUAGAGUACGACUGCCCGGGCCUGACGCCGUGGGCAACUGUAUGCAAGGAUAGGAGAGUAAAGCACCUCACCUUCGACACUGUCCUCCCUGACAGAGAUGAGGAAGAGAGUCUGGAGAACAAGGUGGCGUAUAUGGUGUUCGUGACUGAUUCGCUCCUCAACAACCCACCUUUGCUUCAGACACUGGAAUCUUCGUUUAAUAUAACCCUGCUGGAAAGGCGCCACUGUAUGUCCCUGCAGUUGCUGGGCAUAACCAAUCCCUUCUCUGUCAUUACAGUUGAUGAGAGCACAGCCAUUGUUAUUCAGGAUCAGGACGAGCUGUGUAAGGAGCGAGCUUAUGAAGUGAUUGUCAGGAGGCUCAUUGCUCUGGCACUGCAAUACAACUACUGUUGGAUCAUACUUAACUGCCCUGACUGCAAGGGGGGAGGGUUCUCCAGCAAAGCUUUUAGAAACCUGGCGGUAGUCUACUCAUCACUGGUACUCUUGAAGAUGGAAGACCUGGAUGUCAAGGUGCUGAUGGCAUCCGAGGUAUUAGAGGUGGCCAUGUGGGUCAACCGGAUCUGCUUCCUCAGCUUGAUGUCCAGCGAUUCCGAUCCCGUCGAUUACCUGGAGCGAGAUUGGCUGGCUGUCACGUCGUCACAGGAGGAGCAAUGCUUGUCGAACUUCCCCUGCGUUAACCCUCUGGUGGCACAGCUCAUGCUCAGAAGGGCGCCUUCUGUGCAAUGGCUACUGGCUGCCACCCUUACGCAAAUUGAGGAGAUGUUGCCAGAAGUGCCGCGCAAGGUCAUCAAGCUAUUUAGAAAUGCUACUUCAACUUGUGAAGCUCAGACUGUCCAGUUGGGUCUAGACCCCGAAAGUGGAAAGAUCAGCUUCAACCACAACCUGAAAAGGCCGGACCAAAGCUUGCAUCUUCACAGAUUUUCCACAGCUGAUCAGUGGAAUGACAGAACCAGUCAGGAGGUGGUGUUAACAGUUCGCACGGCUCGAGCUCCAUCAGGGAGCAGUGGGGUCGAGAGGGGAAACAACGAGCGGUUGCCACAAGGUUUGGGCUGCUCAGACACUAACUUGAACAACCUGGGCCUGCCUUCACAAACCCCCCAGAAAGGAGGUUCGACAGAUAAAGGCUCGGACACAGGACGUGGAUUGUCAGCUGAAUAUAAGUCAAGAUUCUUGCUGGGACAAGAGAGGAAGAGGAGUGACCAGUUGGCAGACUUGGCUGGAAUAGCGGUGAGCCCUCUGAAGAAAAGCAGGAUGAGCUAGGAGGAGAUGAUGAAAUGAUAUCGUAGAUCCAGUCCAGCAUGAAUACUGCAGUUGUUGUGGGGUUUGUCUUUCAACACCUUACUGAUGUUUGAAA